Messenger RNA from Rubroshorea leprosula, 793 nucleotides. NCBI's taxonomy places the organism in Eukaryota, Viridiplantae, Streptophyta, Magnoliopsida, Malvales, Dipterocarpaceae. The record is from the annotation of a GenBank genome assembly.
AACAGAUCUCUCAGCUUUCCCUCGGCGGUCGAUUUGCUCUGCCUCUGAACCGAAAUUCCGGCAUCUACGACAUCUGACCUUUCGCCGGCGUACCCAGUUGAGAGAAAUUAGGAAACUUGUUGAAGGCUUGUUGCGGGAGUGUAGACCUAGAAGUUGAACGCGGCUUAGAUAGAAGAUGAGCAACCCUUCGGCGGGGACCUCCUCAAAGUCCAAAGCGGGGACCUCACAGCCCUCCGAGACUUCUUUCAAGCGCAAGCGGGGAGUUUUUCAGAAAGAUUUGCAGCACAUGAUGUACGGUUUUGGAGACGAUUCCAAUCCACUUCCAGAGACUGUGUCCCUUGUUGAGGACAUUGUUGUGGAGUAUGUAACAGAUUUGGCACAUAAAGCUCAAGAUAUUGGAGCAAAGAGAGGAAAGCUCUCUGUUGAGGAUUUUCUGUAUCUAAUCCGCAAGGACCUGCCCAAACUUAACCGUUGUACAGAAUUGCUAUCAAUGCAAGAAGAGCUGAAACAAGCCAGGAAGGCAUUUGAGGUUGAUGAGGAAAAACUGGCCACACUAGAGUAGUCUGUCCCCCCACCCCCCACUUAGAAAAAGAAAACUCUGUCUAUGACUGACUCUGAUUUGGUCUUUAGAUAUUUUCUAUGGUGUAAUCAAAGAUUAUGGUGAUUCAUAUUAGAAACAGAAAGAUUUGUUCUAAAUAUGAGUAAACAUUUUGAGCAUUGACACCCACUCUAUAGCUCAAUUGUAACUUAUUCUUCCUCCUUACUUCCAAAGGAAAAAAUCUCUGUAUGACUA